This is a messenger RNA of Quercus lobata, 5305 nucleotides long. RefSeq names its product F-box/LRR-repeat protein At4g14103-like. Lineage: Eukaryota; Viridiplantae; Streptophyta; Magnoliopsida; Fagales; Fagaceae. The transcript has 3 exons. Bases 3218 to 4780 code for a protein of 520 amino acids. The record is from RefSeq and is a predicted model, not a curated record. Gene Ontology annotation, molecular function: protein binding.
UGGUAUGGAGACCUUCAUGAAUCAUUUCAUAUUUUCCAGCUUAGUGAUGUAUUGGAUUAUGGUACAGCAGAUUUUUAGAAAAUGAUGGUAUGAGAGUAUUAGAAAAUAUUGUUUUGCCUAAUGCCUUUGCAGAUUUACUUGUUAAACCAAUGAAAAGCCUUGUUCUUGCUAGUGAUGAACUUGAAAAUUCGGAAGAAUUAUCUUGAACCUGCUGAUGAAAAAGAUAAAUCUAAAAAGAAAGGCACUUAGAAAACAAAAAUAGUUUAGCUAGAACCAAUACCAGAAUUCCUAAAGAGGGAUUGUAUGGUUAAUCUCUGUGUAGUGGGUGGUCAAUGAUCACAUAUUAAAUGGUAUUGCUAUUUAGUGCAUUUUUUAAGGUAAAUAUGUUGAUAGCUUAUAGUAUUUUUUUUCCACUUUCUUUGAUCACAAUGAAAUAAAGUUUAAUGAUUCUGCACAAAAAAAUAAAAAAGGUGUGGCUAUUCAGUUGGUGUCUACAGAAUUAUAAAAUUUGCUCAUGUCAUUCAUCUUUACUUUACAAUUAUGGCAGUUGUGGCCUGAGAAAUUUCAAAAUAAAGCCUAUGGGGUGACACCAAGAAGGCAGAUCGGCUUUGCAAUCCAGAAUUAAGUAAAAUUGUAACUGAAUGUACUUGUUCAGAAGACUGGGUUUUAAGUAAUGAAAAACUGGCAGAGUUACAAAAGCUAAUCCACCAUAACGAAAUUUCUUGCUUGUAUUGUCAUGGUGCAGAAUCAAUUUUGCUCUGAGGGUUGUUGAAGGUGGUAAAAAGGGGGAUUCUUUUGUUAAUAUUUCAAUCUUUAUUUCCUUAAAUGGUUUCAGUUUGAGUGAUUUGGUGGGAAAAAUUAGCUUUCAAAGGUGGAAUGCUUUUACUGAUGACUUCUAUUGUUAUCUUUUUUACAGUUUUUACCUUAUUCAUGUCUUAGUUCACUUAUGAAUGGAGACUUGGUGCUCUGGCUUCUCUAUACAUUUUAUAACUACAAUCUUUGUUGAAGAUUAUGUUUCUUCAAAUGAUAUGGGGAACUUCUUCACGAAUCAUUCAACAUUCUCAAUUAUACGAUUCAAAUGAUGUGGCAAUUUCUUCAUUCCUCUUGAAUAUUGCAUGUCACCUGCUUUGAUUUAAUAUCUCGUGGUGAGGCCAUAUGCAUAUGUAAUUAGGUCCAUGUUUGUGCAUCUCAUUUUCUGUCUUUGCUAUUUUGGAGUUGAUUCCUAUGCUUUAGGGGCAAAAUGCUUUAAGAUUUAAUUUGUAUCUACCAUCUCCUUCAAUUUUGCUAGUUUUUAGUUAGCAUGUUUUCAUUUUAUUAUUUUUUUCUCCUGAUAUAGAAUGUGCUUGCUGAUUUCUUGUUCUCCUGGAGCUUCCCUCCCCAAAUAUUUGAUCGAUAAUAUCUUUUUGUAUUCUUGCUAAGAUGAGAUCAGGGACCAAGUCUCUAGACACGAGUGAACUAAUGAAUCACAACAGUUCUAGUGCAACCUUAAUAUCUUUUGGUGUGGCUAUAUGCAUAAAUAAUAAGGUCCAUGUUUAUGUGAUUCAUUUUUUGUCUUUGCCAUGUUGGAGUUUAUAUGCUAUAGAGGCGUCCUUCAAAUAUGCUAGUUUUUGAUAAGCAUGUUUUCAAUUUGGGAUUUUUCCCCCUUAAUAUAGCAUAAAUUUGCUGAUUACUGGUUCUCCCUAAGCUCCUUCUUUAUUCCUUUUUUCUGCCAGAAGAUCCAAUUGAUAAAAUUUUAUUGUAUCCUUGCUAAGAUGACGAAUGUGAAUACAGGUUAUAAAUUUUCAUUUGCUAUGCUUCUCAUAAGCUGCUUGACUUUUAUGUAUUUGAUUUUUUUUUUAAAGAAGAAAAAACUCUAGCUGUGUAUAUAAAUCUUUAUACUUUGUUUUCAAACAAUAGCUAGUCAAUAGUAAUCAUAGGUGCAAAGAGCUUACUACUUGCACGCACUUAUCUUGUAAUAAGGAGUAGGAACCUUAUUGAUACCCUCCACCAUGAAUGGAACCAUGAAGCCAGUUGGAAGAUUUUUGUGGCUGGUUGACUUGCAAACCAUUAAGGAAAAUCGCUUGAGUACUACAAGAACAGAGCAUAAACUCAUUUGAGCAAGCACUAAAACUGGUAGGUUUACAGUAAGGAGUGCCUAUUGGGUUUAAUUCAUUCAUGGAAGAGCCAAAGUGAAGGAGAAAGCUCAGAUAAUCAAUGAUGACAAAGUUUCUAGAAUCGUUUUUGCUGAACAAAAAUUCCUAACAAUGUAAAGGAUUUCGGGUGGAGAGAUUGCUGGAAAGAAUUUUAGCAAGAAGACAUGUUCAGGUCGAUCCAAACUAUGAAUGAUGCAAUGAGAAUUUGGAAAGGGUUCUACGCACUUUGUGGUUAGAGAAUGAUCCAAGCUAUGAAUGAUGCAAGGAGGUUUAGAACAAUUUUCCACAGUUGCUUCAGUAUGUUAGAGAAGUCCCCAUUAACUCUCUCUUUUCAACAAGCCAAUGCAUGGACUAUGCCAGUGGGCAGGAGUUUGAGCUAUUUCUAAUGGUGGCUUGGUCAAUUUGUUGUUCUAGGAAUGUGUUUUAAGUUUGAAGAUGCUCCGAGAGUCCAAUUUUCAAAUGCAAAGGCACUGCUGCAGGAGUUCAAAAGAGUUCACGAACGGUCAGAGGUGGCUAGAUUCUCCCGGAUAGCACAAUGGAGUACAUAGCAACAGGUAAUCUACAAAAUCAAUUCUGAAGGAGCUCUGUUUAUAGAUACCCCAAUGGUCAGGAUUUGGUUUGGUGCUCUGUUGAAAAAGGCCUUGUGUUGUUGCGGGGUAAGCCUACGUGAUCUAGAGGAAGUUGAACUUAUUGCAGCAUCAUAGGCCCUUCGGUUUGCACAUAAAAUGAAGGGUGAUUGUAAAAACUUGUUGGAGCAAUUGUUCAUUGAUCCAUGAUGCUGAGAUAUCUGCUGCAAACUUUGAGAUCCUACUCAAUUAGUCACGUCAGGUGAGAGAGCAAUCAAGUUGCUCAUUGUCUGGUCAGACACGCUCAGCAUAAUAGUGAUCCUUAUGUAUGGCAUGAAGAAUGUUCUAGUGUUAUUCAGAGGUGGAUGUUAAAAGAUGUAUCCAAUUUUUACAACUAUAAGAAUCCAGGAUUAUCCCUUUAGCUGCCAAAACUCCCAAAAUUUAAACAAACCCUUCUCAUUCUCAUUCUCAUUCUCACUCACAGACACAGUUAAUCGGUAGCUGAUUCGAGCUACUAGCAUGAAGGGUCAGAGGAGGGAGUCCAUGGAGGAAGAAAAAGAAGAGGAGAGGAAAUCAGAGAGGCAGAGAAGAGAGAGAGCAGAGAGGGCAGAAAGGAGAGAUGUUCUGAGAGCGAGACCUUGCGGUUGCGGUGGGAGUUCAUCCCUCUCUUCUUCUACUGAUGACUACAAAGACAUAAUUAGCAGUCUACCGGACUGUCUCCUCAUCCAUAUCCUCUCCUUUCUCCCAACCCGAGCCUCAGUCGCCACAAGCAUUUUAUCGAGCAGGUGGAGGUCUCUUUGGAAACUCGUCCCAGUUCUCGACUUGGACCAGCGCUUGCCUUUUACUCAAUCAGACACAGAUUACCCAGGCCCAACGAGGACCAACUCAAAUUUCAGCUUUCUGGAUGCAGUGUCCAACAUCUGGGCUCUUCGCAAUGCCAUUCCCUUGAGCAAGUUGCGCCUUGAUUGGACUUCCAAUUGUGACUCAUUUCUUGUCGAUACAUGGGUCCAAGAUACCCUUCUACGUGGCGGCCUGAAAGAGCUCCAUCUCUUCAUAUUUACUAAACCACCUCUGGAGAUGCCUACCACUCUCUUCUUUAGUUCCACAUUAGUCUCCCUCAGAUUGACAGGUGCCAUUCUUCUCAAUCCUCCUCCUGCUUCCGCUUCAACUUUCCCAAGUCUACGGACUCUUGCACUUGGAAGUGUUAGAUAUGCAAAGCAUGACUCUAUCUCCACACUCCUCGCCGCCUGCCCUGUACUCCAAGAUUUGAGCCUCUCAGUGGAAACUUCCAAUUUUUAUGGUUUGGGUGAGAGUGCAGGCAAGGUCAAAGUCAUUGUAUUGGUACCUACGCUGAAAACAUUGGAUAUACUAUGGCCUGCUGAUGAGUGUUGGCUUUACAAACUGCAGAUAAACACCCCGGCUCUUGAGAGGUUUGAUUUUUUUGGUGGUUUGGGUGAGUAUGUUGUGUUGGAAAACCUCCCCAACCUAGUUGAAACAGUCAUUGAACUUGAAGAUGAUGAUUCGGUAGAUUAUAAAAAUAGGAUAUGGGACUUCAUGGAAUCACUCUAUAACGUUGUAUCCAUGAAAUUCAACCUAGAUACCGCCAGGAUCCUCUGCUAUGGUCCUAUGGAUGGUCUUCCCAUGUUUAAUAAUUUGACUUCCUUGACAUUUGAUGGUAAUAUUUGGCCUUGCCAUUAUAUGUGGCCUGCAGUACAACUCUUGCUUUGUCAGGCUCCAAAGGUACAAACACUUGGCUUUGAAUUGACAUUCCAGGGUGACUACAAUGGUUACCAACCUGACCAUCGCUUGGAGAAUUGCAUGGAGAAGACGCUUUAUGAUCCUGAAUGUCUGUCAUCACAUCUUACAACCUGUUAUUAUAAAGGAUUUUCAGGGCAUGAGGUUGAGAUGGAACUUGUUCGACAAGUCUUGGAGGAAGCAUAUAUAUUGAAGACAAUGAAUAUCACUUUUGAAAGUCGUCUAGACACAGAGAUAAAGCUUCAUGCUUGCAAGAAAUUAAGAAAGCUUCAAAGGAGGUAUCCUACUUGUCAAAUUGAAUUUGACAAAGGACAAUUCAAUUUUUAAGUUCACUUUCUUAAUUUGUGAGAAGCAAUAGAUUUGUGGGAAUGCCCAUUACUCUUUGCAUCUUUCAUUUGAAACUUCAAUGGAUUCAAGAUUAGAAUAUUUGUUUAAUGUUUAAAUUCUCUGUACAUGUAUUUUUCUUUUGAAAAGGAAAAAAAAAGAAUAGAAUAUAUUGUGCUUGCUAUAUCCACAAACAUGUUUCAUAACAUGGAGGCCCCAUGCAGCUUAUAGAAGUGAGUCCAGCCAUCAUGGUGCAGACUCAAUUUUGCUCUGAGGGUUGUUAAAGGUGGUAGAGGUAUCUUGUUUUGUUAAGAUAUCAAUCUUUAUUUCUUUAGUUGGUUUCUGCUUGAGCAAUUUGGUGGGAAAAAUUAGCUUCCUAAGCCCAUCGCAUAUGCUUCGCUUUGAUUGUAAAAGUGGUGUCAAAGGUGGAGCAAAUUUUGUGGGCUUUUGAAGAUGCUUCUACUGAUGACUUCUAUUGUUAUCUUGUUUACAAUUUUUACCCCAUUCUUGCAUUAGUUCACUCAUGUC